This is a messenger RNA of Erigeron canadensis, 1504 nucleotides long. Its product is annotated as isocitrate dehydrogenase [NAD] regulatory subunit 1, mitochondrial. Gene Ontology annotation, cellular component: mitochondrion. The coding region runs from base 145 to 1239 and encodes 364 amino acids. The transcript has 4 exons. Gene Ontology annotation, molecular function: isocitrate dehydrogenase (NAD+) activity. NCBI's taxonomy places the organism in Eukaryota, Viridiplantae, Streptophyta, Magnoliopsida, Asterales, Asteraceae. Gene Ontology annotation, biological process: isocitrate metabolic process; tricarboxylic acid cycle. The record is from RefSeq and is a predicted model, not a curated record.
CCCCCUCUCUUCAAUUAUUCAUCCGCUAUUCCCUUCCUCCCUCCACUUGCAAAUAUACUCCCCUCCGCAUGAAAAAAAAACCCUAAACACAAUUCACAUAUAUAUAUAGGGGAUCUCAAUUAAUAAUAUUAUUCAAAAUAAAAAAUGGCAACAAAACGAAGUUUUCCGAUGUUGAAGAACUUGCUGACCCGUCAAACUCAAACCCGAUCCGUGACCUACAUGCCCCGACCGGGAGACGGAGCCCCACGAACCGUAACCCUAAUUCCAGGAGACGGAAUCGGACCGUUAGUAACCGGAGCAGUUGAGCAAGUAAUGGACGCGAUGCACGCGCCGAUAUAUUUUGAGAAAUUCGACGUCCACGGGGAUAUGAAAACGAUACCAGAACAAGUAUUGGAAUCGAUAAAAAGGAAUAAAGUGUGCUUAAAAGGCGGAUUGAAUACGCCGAUGGGCGGCGGAGUGAGUUCGUUGAAUGUGCAGUUGAGGAAGGAGCUUGAUCUGUAUGCGUCACUUGUGAAUUGUUUUAAUCUGCCUGGAUUGGUUACUAGACAUGAAAAUGUUGAUAUCGUUGUUAUUCGAGAGAAUACCGAAGGCGAAUACGCCGGCCUUGAACACGAGGUUGUUCCCGGUGUUGUUGAAAGUCUUAAGGUGAUCACAAAGUUUUGCUCAGAACGUAUUGCAAAAUAUGCAUUUGAGUAUGCUUACCUCAACAAUCGGAAAACAGUUACAGCCGUGCACAAAGCAAAUAUUAUGAAACUUGCUGAUGGACUGUUCCUAGAAUCAUGCCGAGAGAUAGCAAGCAAGUAUCCCAGCAUCAAAUACAAUGAGAUCAUUGUCGACAAUUGCUGUAUGCAGCUUGUUUCAAAGCCUGAGCAGUUUGAUGUUAUGGUGACUCCCAACCUUUAUGGAAAUUUGGUGGCCAACACUGCUGCUGGUAUUGCUGGAGGCACUGGUGUUAUGCCUGGAGGUAAUGUGGGGGCUGAUCAUGCUGUAUUUGAACAAGGUGCAUCAGCAGGAAAUGUUGGGAAACAGAAAAUAGUAGAUCGAAAGACGGCAAAUCCUGUUGCUUUGCUUCUGUCAUCAGCCAUGAUGCUGAGACAUCUUCAAUUCCCUUCAUUUGCAGACCGACUCGAGAACUCUGUUAAGCGUGUCAUCUUGGAAGGUAAGCAUCGAACAAAAGAUCUUGGCGGCACCAGCACUACUCAAGAAGUUGUUGAUGCUGUCAUUGCUAAUCUUGGAUGAGACCUUUGGUUGGUAAUAUCCCCAUCAUUCACCGGAUAUAUCCUUUCAUUGUUUUGCGUGAUACGUUUUUUGCUUCAUCAAAGAUUCUAUUGGGGAUUUGAUUUCCUUGUGAAUAACAUGACCUUUGAAGCGGGAAUACUUCAAUAAGAACUAAAUUAUGAUAAAAUUGUCAUGUAUUUAUUGGAACUGCAGAGUUACAUUGAGAACACAUUGUAGCGAAGUUGUUAAAUUUCACUUGAAGCUUAAUGCAUUUACCUUUCCCUUA